GUUCCGUUCCACAGUGAGAUUAGGUUCCCAUUCCCGAUCCAGUUCCAUUGACCCAUCCCUACUCCUCUUUGUAUUGUUAAUCUGAAAGGAGUGGAAAAUUGGCUUCACUUGUGAGAAUUGAUUCUCAAAAAUGUUGGGAAAACCGUCUUUGAAAAAUUUGACUUCUAACUUUGGAAAUCCACCUCCAAAACAAAAUGAGUUUUUACAGACUCUUGGUACUCCUCACAUAGAUUCCUUCAAUUAUAUGUUAGAGAAAGGUCUCAGAAUGAUGUCAGAAACAUUAGAGCCCGUUGAGUUCGUCUACCAAGGAGCCAAUGUCCUGUUUAAAAUAUCUAGAGUAUCCCUUCUUCCUUCUACCGUUCCAGCAAACGUCAUUGGUGUGAAAAAUAAUUUAGUGUGGCCAACAGAGUGUCGCCAAAGAGCAGUAUCCUACUGUGGUCGAUUACUUAUCCAAUUUCAUUGGGAAGUUGGAGGAAUAGAACAAACUCCAAUUGAAAAAGACUUAGGAGCUCUCCCUAUUAUGAUCAAAUCAAAUGCAUGCCACUUAGCAAAUCUUUCUCCAGAACAACUCAUUGAGCAUGGGGAACAUGCUGAAGAAUGGGGAGGCUAUUUCAUUGUCAAAGGUAACGAGAAACUUGUUAGAAUGUUACAACUGACCAGAAGAAACUAUCCCAUUGCUGUGAAACGACCAACAUGGAAGCAAAGAGGAGUUUUGUUUUCAGAUCUAGGAGUUUUAAUGCGAUGUGUUCAAAAAGAUCACACUUCAACUAAUAAUGUGUUACAUUUUGUCACUGAUGGAACUGUAAAAUUAAUGUUCAGUGCUCAGAAAGUACUUUAUUAUGCUCCAUUAAUGCUCAUUGUGAAAUGUUUGGUCAAUUUUUCUGAUGAGGGAAUUUUCAAAACAUUCAUGGAUGGAUAUGAAGAUGACCAAUAUAUGAAAGGGUGCAUUCAGAAUAUGUUAAGAUUGUUACAUACUGAAGGUAUCCAUUCAUCAGCGGAUGCACGUAAACUUGUUGGAAGAACCUUUAAAGUGAAGUUUUACGACAUGCCUCCACAUUUUACGGAUGAAGAUUAUUGUGAUUAUAUAAUCAAGAACUGCGUUUGCAUUCAUUUAGAUUCAUACAUAGAUAAGUAUAACUGUCUGACUAUGAUGGCACAGAAGUUAUUUUGUAUGGUUGCUGGUAAAGCAUCUAUUGAAGGUGUUGACGGUGUUAUGAUGCAAGAAUUAUUGUUAGGGGGACAUUUAUAUAUGCUGGUUUUAAAAGAAAAAUUGCAGAGUUGGUUGAGUUUUGUAAAAUUUAACAUCCUUCGAAGGGAUUCAAAGCGUUCUCAACUUAAUCAUGAUGAUAUGAUUUAUGUAUUGAAGAAAACUGGUUGUAUUGAUGGUUCAUUUGAGAACUUUUUGGCAACUGGCAACAUAUCGAGUAAAUCAGGAUUGGGAUUGAUGCAAGAUAAAGGCUUAGUGAUAAUUGCUGAAAAUAUUAAUAGAAUGAGAUAUAUGUCACAUUUCCGUGCAGUCCAUCGAGGAGCUUUUUUUAAAGAUAUGAGAACUACCGAAGCGAGACAGUUACUUCCUGAUGCAUGGGGUUUUAUAUGUCCGGUUCAUACUCCUGAUGGAUCACCUUGUGGUCUUUUGAAUCAUUUGACUAAGGAAUGUCAGGUAACUAAGGAGCCUGAUGAAAAACUAGUUUCUAAAUUACCGAGUUUGUUAGUUUCUCUCGGAAUGCAGCCUUGGAAUGCUUCUGGUAAGAUCCCAAACAAGCUCUGUUAUGUUACAAUGCUCGAUGGUCGUGUUGUUGGACAUGUGCCAUACAUGAUUGCAGGAAGAGUGGUUGAUAAAUUGCGACUGCUUAAAAUCAAGGGAGAAAAGGUCCCCAACACUCUAGAAAUAGUUCUUGUACCGAAAAAAGAUAUCGCUCACCAGCAUCCAGGCCUGUUCCUUUUUACUGGGCCUGCGAGAAUGAUGAGGCCUGUUAUGAAUCUUUCCGUCAAUCAGAUUGAAUUGAUUGGAACUUUUGAACAAGUCUACCUGGACAUCUGCAUUACCCCUGAAGAAGCCUACAAAGGUAUUACUACUCAUCAGGAACUAUCUAAAACAAGUUUUCUCAGUAACUUAGCAUCCCUAAUACCAAUGCCUGAUUGUAAUCAAAGUCCGAGGAAUAUGUAUCAGUGCCAGAUGGGAAAGCAAACAAUGGGUACACCAUGUCACAAUUGGCGUUAUCAAUCCGAUUCUAAAUUGUAUUGGCUCCACACUCCAGCUUCACCUUUCUUCAGGCCAGCUCAUUACGACCUUAUUAACCUUGACGAGUAUGCUAUGGGUGUUAAUGCCGUAAUCGCUGUCAUUUCAUAUACUGGGUAUGACAUGGAAGAUGCCAUGAUAAUAAACAAAGCAUCGCUGGAAAGAGGUUUCGCCCAUGGAUCGAUUGUAAAAUCAGAAUUUAUCGAACUGAAAUCUGCCAGCUCAUAUUUCGGAUUGGAUCCUAAUAAACCACACUUGGCAGAAUUUUUAGGAGAGGAUGGGUUACCGUUUCCAGGUGCAAAAAUCACUAAUGGCCAACCUUAUUAUUGUUAUUUUGAUCAGACCAUUUCAAAAUUUACUGUUGGCCUAUACCCCGGUAAAGAAGAUGUAAUAAUUGAUAACGUUAAACUUUGUGGAAUGUUUCCUGGUGGAAGAGAUGGAGUCACAGCAAAAGCAUGCAUCACGCUCAGGAUUCCGAGAAAUCCCUCAGUUGGCGAUAAAUUUGCCAGUCGUGCUGGUCAAAAGGGUAUUUGCUCCCAAGGUUGGCCUCAAGAGGAUCUUCCUUUUACAGAAAGUGGAAUCGUACCGGACAUCGUUUUUAACCCUCAUGGAUUUCCUUCUAGAAUGACUAUUGCUAUGAUGAUUGAAUGCAUGGCUGGCAAAGCGGCAGCAUUGCAUGGUCAAGUUCACGACGCAACACCUUUCGAAUUUUCUGAAGAGGACACAGCCAUAGAGCAUUUUGGCAAAUUAUUACAAGCAGGAGGAUAUAACUACUACGGAACAGAAAAAAUGUACAGUGGUAUAAAUGGUUGUGAAAUGAAUGCUGCCAUAUUUUUUGGAAUCGUCCAUUACCAACGUUUGCGGCAUAUGGUGUCUGAUAAGUGGCAGGUAAGGAGCACGGGGCCGACAGAUGUCGUUACAAGGCAGCCAGUCAAAGGUAGAAAAAGAGGAGGUGGUGUCAGAUUUGGUGAAAUGGAGCGCGAUUCUUUAAUAUCUCAUGGUGCUUCUUUCCUGUUACAAGACCGUCUCUUCCAUUGUUCUGAUAAAACUAUGACUCUCAUCUGUAGAACGUGUGGAACGAUUAUUGGACCUUUAUUUAUCGAAAAUAGCCGCUGUGAAGAUCAAAGCGAUAAUGAAACACUCAGGUGUAAAUUAUGUGAUUCUGCUGGUAAAAUAGAGAAAUUGGACAUUCCUUAUAUUUUCAGGUUUUUAGUGGUCCAACUGGCAUCAGUUAAUAUAAAAUUGAAAAUAAAGCUGGAAGGAAACACCAUUUAAUCUCUAUAAUAACAAAUGUAUAUAGUGUAUAUGUUUUAUUUGUUAACUAUGUUUAUUGUUAAAUGUGAUACUGAAUACAUUAUUGUUGUAAAUGUGUUUUGAUUUUUUAUUAUAAGAUAUUGUUAUUUUCUUAUCUUGUAAAAUAUAAAAAAUUUAUUGA
This is a messenger RNA of Nezara viridula (southern green stink bug), 3674 nucleotides long. The record is from the annotation of a GenBank genome assembly. NCBI's taxonomy places the organism in Eukaryota, Metazoa, Arthropoda, Insecta, Hemiptera, Pentatomidae.